CCCAAGCUCGAUUAAUAUGUCUACCAUUGUUUUCCCCGACCACCAUUCAGCUGUUGCAGAUGCUGAAACUCUUAAGAAGGCUUUUCAUGGAUGGGGAACGGAUGAGAAGGCGGUGAUUGGAGUAUUAGGAAGGAGAAAUGCAUUGCAAAGGAAGCUGAUCAGACAAGCCUACGAGGAAUUGUACGAGGAAGAUCUUGUCAAGCGCCUCGAAUCUGAGCUCUCCGGAGAUUUUGAGAAAGCUAUGUACCGAUGGAUUCUUGACCCAGAAGAUCGCGAAGCAGUUCUCUUGAACGUCGCUAUCAAGAAAAAACCGGCGGUCGAUUAUCGCACUAUUAUCGAAAUCUCAAGCAUUUCUUCGCCCGACGAACUUCUAGCUAUAAAGCGCGCCUACCAAAAACGGUACAACCGCUCCGUAGAAGAGGAUUUGGCUCAACACUCAUCAGGAGACCUGCGAAAGCUUCUGGUUGGAGUGGUGGGCACAUACAGGUACAAUGGCGAAGCGAUUAACGCAAAAUUAGCGAAUUCCGAGGCUGCUUGUCUUCACAAUGCUAUACAAAAUAAGGCUUUUAGUGAUGAAGAAGUUAUCAGAAUCAUAACUACAAGGAGCAAACUCCAAAUCCAAGCAACUCUGAAUAAGUAUAAAGAUGAUUAUUCCUCCUCAAUCACUAAGCAUUUGAAGGUUGAGCCAUCUAGUGAUUAUGUUGUGGCUUUGCACACAACUAUUCGUUGCAUAACCGAUCAUCAGAAGUAUUAUGAGAAGGUGAUUCGUGAGGCUCUAAGAUUGGCGGGGACCGACGAAGAUUCAGUGACACGAGUGAUCGUGUCGCGAGCGGAGAAGGAUUUGGAAGGGAUAAAGGAUGUUUACCUAAAGAGGAACAGCCACAGCCUUGAACAGGCAAUCACCAAGGAAACUUCUGGCCAUUACAAGGCCUUUCUCCUCACUUUGCUAGGCAAACAAGAUUGAUCAAUUUUUUGCAUUUUCUGUUUCUUGCUCUGUUGUUUUUGCUCAGUUUGUUGUUUUUGGACUCAUACAACUCUCCAACUCUUAUGUGUGUUUGAUUAUGUAUUGUGUUGUAUGUCGAAUGACUUGCUUUUGUUAUGUUUGUUAGGGUUUAUGUACUGCAAAGCAUGUUUUGAGCUACUUUGUAUGUAAAACUCUAUUAUCCUUUUUAUCCAAUAAAUGAGAAGAAACAUUUUUAUCACA
This is a messenger RNA of Salvia splendens (bonfire salvia), 1204 nucleotides long. It is a transcript of the gene ANNAT8, whose product is annotated as annexin 8. The transcript has 6 exons. Gene Ontology annotation, molecular function: calcium-dependent phospholipid binding; phosphatidylserine binding; calcium ion binding. Gene Ontology annotation, biological process: response to salt stress; response to cold; response to heat. Bases 17 to 964 code for a protein of 315 amino acids. Gene Ontology annotation, cellular component: plasma membrane; cytoplasm. Lineage: Eukaryota; Viridiplantae; Streptophyta; Magnoliopsida; Lamiales; Lamiaceae. The record is from RefSeq and is a predicted model, not a curated record.